Molecule: messenger RNA, 771 nt
Organism: Nothobranchius furzeri (turquoise killifish)
Lineage: Eukaryota; Metazoa; Chordata; Actinopteri; Cyprinodontiformes; Nothobranchiidae
Gene: gatd1
Product: glutamine amidotransferase class 1 domain containing 1
Cellular component (GO): cytoplasm
Molecular function (GO): glyoxalase III activity
Source: RefSeq, a predicted model, not a curated record
AAACGGAUGUUGUUGUCAGCUGACUGGACCUCCUUCUAGCGGUGUUUUCUCGUUCAUUUUAAGACCAGAAAAUUAAUGAAAUGUCGGCGAAACCAACUUGUUUAAUAGUAGCGAGUGCCUCUUCUCAAGGAGUUUCAGCCAAAUCUUUUCUUCAAUGCUUCAGUCUUUGCAGCACUUCGUUUAACCUACAAGUCGCCACACCUGCGGGGAAGACGAUAGACUUUGUUGGAGUUGACGAAAGCACAGCUCGAUGGGUGCAAGACUUCAAUGUAAAAUCCUACGCAACACCAGCCAAACUUGAGUCUAUAGAUGGUGCCAGGUAUCAGGCUCUGCUUGUCCCAGACUGCCCUGGGGCGCCGAAUGACCUGGCACACAGCGGCUCCCUGCACCGCAUUCUCACACAGUUCAUCUCUCAGCAAAAGCCAGUGUGUGCUGUGGGACAGGGAGUGGCAGCACUAUGCUGUGCCACAGAGGGGCAGAGGUGGAUUUUUAGUGGCUACAGCUUAACAGGCCCAUCAGUGUUUGAACUGGUACGAACACCUGACUUUGCAAACCUGCCUCUCAUUGUUGAAGAUUUUGUUAAAGACAGCGGCGGAUCUUAUACAGCAAGUCAAGAAGAUGCUGUCCACGUAGUUAUCGACCGACACCUAAUAACUGGGCAGAAUAUGCAGUCGACAUCUCUUGCUGUGAAUAAUCUAAUCCUGCUUUGUAAUGCCAAAUAAAUGUAUCCCGUGAUCAAACCCAUGUCAUUAAACAUUUCUCCAGAACAAA